This is a messenger RNA of Olea europaea var. sylvestris, 1348 nucleotides long. Its product is annotated as probable ribosomal protein S11, mitochondrial. Gene Ontology annotation, molecular function: small ribosomal subunit rRNA binding; structural constituent of ribosome; mRNA 5'-UTR binding. Bases 341 to 1021 code for a protein of 226 amino acids. The record is from RefSeq and is a predicted model, not a curated record. Gene Ontology annotation, cellular component: ribosome; mitochondrial small ribosomal subunit. Gene Ontology annotation, biological process: maturation of SSU-rRNA from tricistronic rRNA transcript (SSU-rRNA, 5.8S rRNA, LSU-rRNA); ribosomal small subunit assembly; translation. NCBI's taxonomy places the organism in Eukaryota, Viridiplantae, Streptophyta, Magnoliopsida, Lamiales, Oleaceae. The transcript is spliced from 3 exons.
AUGCCUUUCUGGCCCUGGCAUUCAGGCUUGUCUUUCCAGCCAAGCUUCUCGGAUACUUCGACUCGAAUCUCAUCGACCCUUUCAUGCGUUCUCGCAAAACUCCCAUGUCUUCUCAGCUGUGAUAUGUUGGUAGCUCCGUAUGCUGAUAGAUGGAGACUUUGAUGCUGAGCAUUACAGUGUCCAAAGAUUGGAUAUUGUUUGGGAAUAUGCCACUCACGCCGCCAUAUCUUAAUUGCGAGCCAAGAGCAAAGAUGGAUUCCCCUUUCCUUUCUAUCUUCGGUACUAGAGAUGACAAAUUGCAUAUGCCUGAAUAUAAAUUGAAGAAUUAUCGGGGAGAUAAAUGAAGAAAUUAGUUAACUACUCGAUCAAGAACGUAGAAAAAGGGAGGGAGGUGGGUGAAAACUUCAAAGGAAACGCACAUCUUGAGUCGUCUAUUUUGGGAAAUUUGGCUGGGAAGCUUGGUUUGAUGAAACUGCAGGAGAGAGUGACUCCAUCAUACGCUUUGGGUUUCAGGAGCUAUAUUCAUUCUGGACGGCAAACUGAGGAUCAGGUAGGAAGAACUUCUAGAUCCAUGGACUUUGUCCGGGAAAUAAUUCAAGAAAAUGGAUAUAAUACAAUGGGCAGACCACCACUUUCUCAGCUCCAUCUUGAGCAAAAUGCUGAUAUCGUCCAUGUAAAGCUGAUGCGAAACAAUACCUUUAUAACUGUUACGGAUUCUAAAGGGAACAAAAAACUGGGUACUUCUGCUGGAAAAUUAGCAACAAAAGGAGGUAAAGUCUCUCGAUACUCUGCAGAAGCAGCUGCAGAAGACAUUGGACGUAAAGUAAGGGAGAUGAAAUUGAAGUCUGUUGUGAUGAAAGUAAAUGGAUUUACUUAUUUCAAGAAAAAGAAGCAAGCCGUUCUAAGCUUUAGAGAGGGCUAUACUCAUUCACGGGGUGAUCUGAAUCCAGUUGUGUACAUCGAGGACACGACCCGGAAACCACAUAAUGGUUGCCGUCUCCGAAAAAAACGUCGUGUGUAGUUAUUGCAAUUUUGCAAUCCCGUACAUGCGGUGCUGAGGAUGGAGAUGAGGCUAACAGCUCUAUGUUCAGUUAAUAAGGUGCUACUUUUUGCGUACCAGAAGAAAAUUUGUUGAAAUGCUAUUACUGCUUAUCUAUAAAGCCACAGGUGUAUUGACUAGUUGAUGGGGAAAAAAAUGAGGCUGCUUCUAUUGGUCUAUUUGCACUUCUUUGCAUUCCUGUUUGUAAUACUUUUCAUUUUGAUUUAUAUAUGAAUUUUACCAAUAGAUGGUAGAGCAUAUGUAUUCAGUCUUUCAAUUACCUGCCAAUUUAAAGUUGCGGAAUGAUCA